Messenger RNA from Metarhizium acridum CQMa 102, 1206 nucleotides. Lineage: Eukaryota; Fungi; Ascomycota; Sordariomycetes; Hypocreales; Clavicipitaceae. The record is from RefSeq and is a predicted model, not a curated record.
AUGGCUUUCCUUCACACCGACGAUACCUUCUUCAUCGACUCCGACGAACCUCUCCAAACCCGCAUCGAUGCUCGCACAGCUGCCAAGAUGAUCGCACGCAACAGGCAAGAUAUCAUUGCCGGCGAGCUAUCACGACUUGCCGGAGAGGAAUACUUGGAGGAUAUAAUGCAACACAUGAGGCAAAUGGAGGCAUGUUUUUACCCACAGUUUUUUCUUAUCGACAUGCAACGCGAGAUCCAAUGGUUCAUGAGACCCUAUCUUAUCGACUUCCUCGUUGAGGCCCACGCUGCUUUUGCCCUAUUACCGGAGACGCUCUUCCUAACGGUCAACCUGCUGGAUCGCUACUGCUCAAGGCGUGUCGUGUACAAGCAACAUUACCAGCUGGUCGGCUGUGCUGCCUUGUUGAUCGCUGCCAAGUAUGGCGACAAGAAGGACCGUGUUCCUCAGAUCCACGAGCUCAACAACAUGUGCUGCGGACUAUACGAUGCCGGCAUGUUCACCCAGAUGGAGAUGCAUGUCCUGAACACUCUAGAGUGGACCAUUGGACAUCCUACUGUUGACUUCUUCUCGCAGCUGAUAGUAGCAGAGGAACAUGAUGACAGAGAAGUCGAGCAGAUGGCCGCAUACCUCAGCGAGAUUGCCCUCUACCACAGAGACUUUGUUUCAACGAAACCUUCGAUCAUGUCCCGUGCUUCAUUAACACUCGCUCGAGCAAUCCUUGGGCGCCCAGAGGCUAACGACGGGGAAUGGGAUCACAGUGAGAACGUCACUCUACUGGCACUCUCUCAGCACCUCAGCCAGCCCUCACCGACUCUAGCUCGGAAAUAUUCUACUCCUCACAUGUCUAGAGUCUCACAAAAGCUGGUCGACUUCAUGGCCGGACAGGCUGCCAUGGCCGCACGCAAUGCCAACCCACCUACACCACCCAGCGACAUGUCUUCGAAACAAGGCGACAUUUACAGCACUCCCCAAAAGGGACACGGUGCAGCUAUGGGAUUCGAAGGGUAUCUGACACCUCCAAUCACACCUGACGGUGCUUGCUUCGGCAACGGAAACCAAAAUGUGGCUAAGGAUGCAUAUCACAUGCCCCCGCGUUGCCCCGUCACGCCAACGCCACAGCAACACCACACCAGUUACGCCCAACAAGCGCGCCAGUACAUUGGCUUCCCUACACAACAUCAAUUACACGGCAUUCAUCAACAAUAG